AUGCUGCGUUUGAAUCCGGGGAAAACCAAGGCAAUGAUUCUCGGUUCUGCCAGGUACGUAAACUCACUCGACCUGAGUACAAUUCCACCUAUCAGAGUGAGCGAUUCUGUCGUUGAAUUUGUUACCUCGGCUAGGAAUUUAAGGAUUUACAUCGCGCCAACUCUCAGCUGGCGCGAAACGGUUACUGCAACGUGCAAUAAGAUUUACCGCACACUCUAUCAGCUGAGAACUAAUAGUGGUUGCCUCCCGCUUUGCUUGAGGAAGGCACUGAUCAACUCGCUGAUCUAUCCUCAGCUUGAUUACUGUUCGGUGGUCAUGUCCGAUAUAACUGGGGUGGAGAAUACGAGACUCCAGCGAGCUUUAAACGCCUGUGUGCGUUUCGUUUUUGGCGCGAGGAGGGAUGAGCAUAUCACUCCAUAUUUCAGAAGAGCCGGGUGGUUGAAGGUGCAUGAGCGGCGCGAUUACUUUAUAGGUGGCUUGAUGUACGAGGCUCUGCGGUAUCGGGUCCCACUUCAUCUGUCUGAGAGGCCUCGCUAUGUGACUGAUGCUAGAGGCAACGUGGCGACGCGAGUCUGUGGGCUGGACCUUGUCGUUCCUAGUUGUCGUACUGCGACUUAUCAGAGCUCUUUCAUUGUCUACGGUACGCGUCUCUGGAACUCCCUUCCCGCGUCCCUGCGUGGCUCAGCCUCGGUGCCGGUUUUUAAGCGUGCGUUGUAUGAUCAUCUUUUGGAGCUCUCCGUCCAUUAA
Messenger RNA from Ooceraea biroi (clonal raider ant), 747 nucleotides. RefSeq lists its product as uncharacterized. The record is from RefSeq and is a predicted model, not a curated record. Lineage: Eukaryota; Metazoa; Arthropoda; Insecta; Hymenoptera; Formicidae.